AUGGAGAUUUUUAUUGAAUUUUUAAGAGUUUUGUCCACCAGUCUGAAUUCACGUACCACCUCUCUGAUUAAAUCGUCCGCAAACCACAGCAAAUUGUUAGUGCUAUGUGUUUUAUGUGUUUUUAGGUUGAAGUUUUUAGUAGUUAAAAUUGGCGUGUGUAGACAUAGAACUAGAGUCAACCUGCUACUAUGGAAUACUCUUUGGAGAUUCAGAUUUAUAAAAAGGGGAUUCACCGACACCACCUCCAGGGUGGAAAUUUUCAUAAAGCCCAUAGAAGACAAGGUCGCUCUGGACAUUGGCACUGAGAUUCUUGCUGAGUUUCUUCUGCUGACUACUAUGAUAUCCACCAUGUUUUACAGUAUUUAUUUAAGGCGAACCAAGUAUAACUCCAUAGUGGCCAGGCAGAACGCUCAGGAAGCCAAGGUUCUAUCGAGACUCGAUUACAUUGAGCAGGAGAUUUCUAAAAUGUUCAAUUUUAAAUCCACAAUGAAGGAAUCGGAAAAAAAAAUAUAA
Molecule: messenger RNA, 513 nt
Organism: Theileria orientalis strain Shintoku
Lineage: Eukaryota; Apicomplexa; Aconoidasida; Piroplasmida; Theileriidae
Exons: 3
Coding region: 1-513 (170 amino acids)
Source: RefSeq, a predicted model, not a curated record